This is a messenger RNA of Leptopilina heterotoma, 816 nucleotides long. Its product is annotated as coenzyme Q-binding protein COQ10 homolog B, mitochondrial. Gene Ontology annotation, biological process: ubiquinone biosynthetic process; cellular respiration. Gene Ontology annotation, cellular component: mitochondrion. Lineage: Eukaryota; Metazoa; Arthropoda; Insecta; Hymenoptera; Figitidae. Gene Ontology annotation, molecular function: ubiquinone binding. Bases 120 to 689 code for a protein of 189 amino acids. The transcript has 3 exons. The record is from RefSeq and is a predicted model, not a curated record.
GUCUGCUAGUCAGUCAUCACAAUUCGCUUUAAAUAUAUCAUCAAUUUUGUAAAUACGACAAAAAAUGUUUUUCGUUUCUUGAAAAUGUUUCGAUUUUUAACAAAAAACAAGUGCUGAAGAUGAUAAUUAAAACAUACAGAUGUUUUUUCACAAUUAAACGAAUUACUGGAAAUGGAAGUUCUCGAGGAAUAUCCACUUUCGAUAAAAGCAGAACGAAAGAAUACGAAAGUCGAAAAUUAAUUGGAUUUUCAAUGGAACAAAUGUACAAUGUGGUCGCCGACGUGGAGAAUUACAAGAAUUUCGUGCCAUUUUGCAAAACGUCAACGAUAAUUGAGCGAACGAAAGAUUAUAAGAAGGCAAAGCUGGUCAUUGGUUUUCCGCCAAUUAAUGAGAGUUAUCUAUCGAAAGUGACGACAAUUCAUCCACGUUUAGUGAAGGCCGAAUGCACUGAUGGUAAAUUAUUCGAUCAUCUCAAUACUCUUUGGAUAUUUAGUCCAGGAUUGAAAAAUAAUCCACAAACGUGUCUCGUUGAUAUUUCCAUUUCAUUUGAAUUUCGUUCGAUUUUUUAUUCGCACGUGGCGAAUUUAUUUUUCAACGAAGUCGUACGACAAAUGGAAAAUGCCUUUGUCCAAGAGGCGAAGAGAAAAUACGGUCGGCCCUGCAUUAAAACAGUUCGCCUCGAACGGUGAUGAAAAAAAGGUUUUUUUUUUAAUUUUUUCCUUUUGAAUUUCUUUUAUGACAAUUUUUUUUCUUUGAGGAAAAUUACAAUUAUUUCUCUGAAUUUUUUUCAAUUUUCCCCUUUUUAAUUUCUUUUAU